This is a messenger RNA of Kickxella alabastrina, 909 nucleotides long. RefSeq lists its product as uncharacterized. The coding region runs from base 1 to 909 and encodes 302 amino acids. The record is from RefSeq and is a predicted model, not a curated record. Gene Ontology annotation, cellular component: nucleus; cytoplasm. Gene Ontology annotation, molecular function: RNA binding. NCBI's taxonomy places the organism in Eukaryota, Fungi, Kickxellomycota, Kickxellomycetes, Kickxellales, Kickxellaceae. The transcript has a single exon.
AUGUCCGUCGUUAACACUAACCCGUUUAGCGUGCUGAACGACAACGCCGAGGACACUAACGUCCCCAUCCAGGUUGCCCCCAAGCAGACCAAGGCCCCCGUCAAGGUUGCCGCUCCCGUUGCCGCCGCCGCAACCCCCGCCGCCGACCGCCCGCGCAGAGCCAACACCGGCUACCCCCCUCGCCACACCCAGCGUCAGACCGCCGGCUUUGAUGCCGCUGAUGCCCCCUCGGAGUUCAAUAAGACCCCCCGCCCCGCUCACCAUGGCCAGCGCGGUCGUGGUGCCGGCGCCUACCGUGGUCGCGGCCGUGAGUUUGACCGUCACAGUGCCACUGGUAAGGACGACUCUGAGAAGAAGGUGACUCAGGGCUGGCUUGGUAAGGACCAGGCUCUUGUCGAGGAUGAUGCCAAGGCUGCCGAGGAGGCUAAGAAAGAUCAGGAUGGCGUUGCUACUCCCGUUGUUGAGCAGGAGCCCGAGGAGGUUAUUAAGACCCUCGAGGAGUACCUCCAGGAGCGUGAGGCCAGUGGCAUCGAUGCCGGUCGCACUCUGCGCAAGGCCAACGAGGGUGGUGUUGACCAGAGCCAGCUGCAGAACGGCGCUGUUGCGCUUGUGCGUGAGGAGGCCGAGCAGUUUGUUCACGCCUCGAAGGGCCGGAAGAACCAGGAGCGCAAGCAGAAGACCCUUGUUGCCAUUGAGCAGCGCUUUGUCGAGAACCAGCCCCGUCGCUCUGAUGACUCCCGCGACGGUGCCCGCGGUGGCGCCCGUGGCGGCGCCCGCGGCGGUGCCCGCGGUGGUGAGCGUCGUGGUGAGCGUCCGGCUGGUGCCCGCGGUGGCAACGCCCCCCGUCAGCCCCGUCAGGCCCGUGUCAACGUCAACCUCCAGGAUGAGAGCGCCUUCCCCUCCCUCUAA